AUGAGGCUGCUGGCAUUUCUGUGCCUGCUGUGUGGCAUGGCAGCUGCACCCCCAGCUCCGGGGUGGCCCAAGCCCAUGUUCGGACGCCUGGCAUCUCCUGGCUUCCCGGAGAAUUAUGCCAAUGACCUGGAGCAGCGCUGGACGCUGACUGCGCCCCCUGGCUACCGCUUGCGCCUCUACUUCACGCACUUCGACCUGGAGCUUUCCUACCGCUGCGAGUACGACUUUGUCAAGCUGAGUUCGGGAGCCAAGGUGCUGGCCACGCUGUGCGGCCGGGAGAGCACGGACACGGAGCAGGCGCCCGGCAACACCACCUUCUACGCGCCGCCGGGCUCCAGCCUGGAGGUCACCUUCCGCUCCGACUACUCCAACGAGAAAUCCUUCACAGGCUUCGAGGCCUUCUACGCCGCAGAGGAUGUUGACGAGUGCUUUGUGGGCUCUGGAAAGGCACCCGCCUGUGACCACCACUGCCACAACUACUUGGGUGGCUUCUACUGCUCCUGCCGCCCUGGAUACAGUUUGCACCAGAACAAGCAUACCUGCUCAGCCCUGUGCUCAGGCCAGCUCUUCACCCAGCGCUCAGGUGAGCUCAGCAGCCCAGAAUACCCGCAGCCGUACCCCAAGCUCUCCAGCUGCAGCUACAGCAUCCGCCUGGAAGAGGGGUUCAGCAUCAUCCUGGACUUUAUGGAGUCCUUCAACGUGGAGACACACCCUGAAACCCAGUGCCCCUAUGAUUCCCUCAAGAUUCAGACUGACAAAGAGGAAUAUGGCCCAUUUUGUGGGACAACGUUGCCUCCUAGGAUUGAAAUAAAGAGCAACAACGUGACCAUCACCUUUGUCACCGAUCAGUCAGGGGACCACACAGGCUGGAAGAUACGCUACACGAGCACAGCUCAGCCGUGCCCUGAUCCGAUGGCACCACCUAACGGCCACAUUUCACCUGUGCAAGACAGAUACAUCCUCAAGGACCACUACUCCCUCCUCUGCGACACUGGCUACGAGCUUCUCCAAGGUUACUUACCCCUGAAGUCAUUUGUUGCAGUCUGUCAGAAAGACGGAUCUUGGGACCAACAGAUGCCAGAAUGCAGCCUAGUAGACUGUGGCCCUCCAGAUGAUCUACCCAAUGGCUACACUGACUAUAUCACAGGUCCUGAUGUGACCACUUACAAAGCUGUGAUUCAGUACAGGUGUAGAGAAAACUUCUACACAAUGAAAAUGAGUAAUAAUGGUAAAUAUGUGUGUGAGGCUGAUGGAUUCUGGAAGAGCGCCAAAGGAGAAAAAUCACUCCCAGUCUGUGAGCCUGUUUGCGGUUUAUCAGCCCGUACUGUAGGACAACGUAUAUAUGGAGGACAAAGUGCAAAGCCUGGUGACUUCCCUUGGCAAGUGCUGCUAUUAGGGGAAACUACAGCAGCAGGUGCACUCUUAGAUGAUAACUGGAUCCUAACAGCUGCUCACGCCAUCUAUGAGCAAAAGGAUGACGCUUCUUCCCUAGACAUCAGAAUGGGUGCCCUGAAGAGAGUCUCGCCUCAUUAUACACAAGCCUGGGCAGAAGCCAUUUAUAUACAUGAAGGUUACACUCAUGGUGCCGAUUUCAACAAUGAUAUAGCACUGAUUAAACUGAAGGACAAAGUUGUAAUCAACAACAACAUUAUGCCUAUUUGUUUGCCAAGAAAAGAAGCAGAAUCCUUUAUAGGCUCCACUGGAACUGUAGCUGGAUGGGGUUUAACACAAAGGGGUUUUCUUGCCAGAAAUCUAAUGUUUGUUGACAUACCAAUUGUUGACCACCAAAAAUGCACUGCUGCGUAUGAAAAGCAGGCCUACCCAGGGGUUAGAGUAACUGAUAACAUGCUAUGUGCUGGCUUAGAAAGUGGGGGAAAGGACAGCUGUAAAGGUGACAGUGGAGGCGCACUGGUGUUUCUAGACAAUGAGACACAGAGAUGGAUUGUGGGAGGAAUAGUGUCUUGGGGUUCCAUUAACUGUGGGGAAGCUGAGCAGUAUGGGGUCUAUACAAAAGUCACCAAUUACAUUCCCUGGAUCAAAAACAUAAUUAGUAAAUUUUAA
Messenger RNA from Elephantulus edwardii (Cape elephant shrew), 2061 nucleotides. It is a transcript of the gene MASP2, whose product is annotated as mannan-binding lectin serine peptidase 2. Gene Ontology annotation, molecular function: calcium ion binding; serine-type endopeptidase activity. NCBI's taxonomy places the organism in Eukaryota, Metazoa, Chordata, Mammalia, Macroscelidea, Macroscelididae. The coding region runs from base 1 to 2061 and encodes 686 amino acids. Gene Ontology annotation, cellular component: extracellular region. The record is from RefSeq and is a predicted model, not a curated record. The transcript is spliced from 11 exons. Gene Ontology annotation, biological process: complement activation, lectin pathway; proteolysis.